AUGGACACUUCCACCCCCACCACCGACUCUGCCGCAUCAUUCGACAAGCUCCUCUCCCUCGCACAGCAGGCGGGCAACUCCGCGCCCACAGCCCCCCGCGGUCCAAGCCCCUACGUUCGCCUCCUGCUGGAAAUUGCCACUCGUACCCGCAACGUCAAGGUCAACGGGAAGGAGUAUGUGGCGGCCAUUGUGGAGGCGGAGCGUGCUGAGGCGAGGUAUGCGGCGCGGAAGAGGGUGUACUUGAGGGAACUGGAGUAUGAGAAGACCACAUAG
Messenger RNA from Morchella importuna, 273 nucleotides. RefSeq lists its product as uncharacterized. The record is from RefSeq and is a predicted model, not a curated record. Bases 1 to 273 code for a protein of 90 amino acids. Lineage: Eukaryota; Fungi; Ascomycota; Pezizomycetes; Pezizales; Morchellaceae. The transcript has 2 exons.